This is a messenger RNA of Aptenodytes forsteri (emperor penguin), 1456 nucleotides long. RefSeq names its product odd-skipped related transciption factor 2 (gene OSR2). Gene Ontology annotation, cellular component: nucleus. NCBI's taxonomy places the organism in Eukaryota, Metazoa, Chordata, Aves, Sphenisciformes, Spheniscidae. Gene Ontology annotation, biological process: urogenital system development; regulation of transcription by RNA polymerase II; embryo development. Gene Ontology annotation, molecular function: DNA-binding transcription factor activity, RNA polymerase II-specific; RNA polymerase II transcription regulatory region sequence-specific DNA binding. The coding region runs from base 69 to 839 and encodes 256 amino acids. The record is from RefSeq and is a predicted model, not a curated record. The transcript has 2 exons.
UUUUUCCCCGUCUCGAAAGCCCAGCAGAGGCACCAGCUGCACCGCCGGCCUGCGCCCGCCCCGGGAAGAUGGGAAGCAAGGCUCUGCCAGCCCCCAUCCCGCUGCACCCGUCCCUGCAACUCACCAACUACUCCUUCCUCCAGGCUGUGAACACCUUCCCCGCAGCUGUGGACCAGUUGCAAGGUCUGUAUGGACUCAGCGCCGUGCAAACCAUGCACAUGAACCACUGGACACUGGGCUACCCCAAUGUGCAUGAAAUCACCCGCUCCACCAUCACGGAGAUGGCGGCCGCCCAGGGCUUGGUGGACUCCCGCUUCCCUUUCCCCACGCUCCCCUUCGCCACGCACCUCUUCCACCCCAAGCAAGGGACCAUCGCCCACGUCCUCCCGGCCUUGCACAAGGACAGGCCCCGCUUUGACUUUGCCAACCUGGCCGUGGCCGCCACGCAGGAGGACCCCCCCAAGGUGGGGGAGCUCGCCAAGCUGAGCCCCGGACUGACGUCGCCCCUGUCGGGCAUCAGCAAGCUGUCCCCGGACAGGAAGCCCUCCCGCGGCCGCCUGCCCUCCAAGACGAAAAAGGAGUUCAUCUGCAAGUUCUGCGGCAGGCACUUCACCAAGUCCUACAACCUCCUCAUCCACGAGCGGACCCACACGGACGAGCGGCCCUACACCUGCGACAUAUGUGGAAGAACCUUUAAUCAAAGAAGUAAUCUGAAAACUCACCUUCUUACCCAUACAGACAUCAAGCCCUACAACUGUGAGCAGUGCGGCAAAGUGUUCAGGCGAAACUGUGAUCUACGGCGGCACAGUCUAACUCACACCCCGCGGCAGGACUUCUAGAGCAGCCAGGGACCCGCGCCCGCUCCGGCAGCUCCAACUUGCCCAUUUUACUCAAGGACUGUGUUGUAGGAACUCACAGACGCGCACACACACACACGGAGACACACACGCAGACUCGGGGCCAAGCUUUCCUACCACACGUCUGCGAAACUCGUUUUGAGAGUGCGGACUGCAGGAUCGGGCCCCUCUCCAACCCACACCCAGGCGUAAAGCUCAUCUUGUAGAUACUCGCGGCUCAUUUUAGAGCUCUGUACAGAAUGUGGUUUUCUUCGUUUGUUUGUUUCGUAUCGUCGUGUCAGAUGCACAUCGGUAACAAAUCGGGGAGGCAAAGUAUCUCUUAAAAGUGUAUUUCAAAAUAAAUCCUUUUUUUUUCCAAAUACCUCCUGCCUUCUUGUAUUAUUCUCUGAACAUUUGGGCUUUUUUUUCCUGCUGUGUCAAUGCAAUGGUAAAGCAUAUUGAAUAAAUUUCCUAGCCGGGUAAUUGUACUGUCACAACAAUUUUGGUGAUCGCUUUUGUUUGGCCUGUUUCACUGUCGCUGUUGUGUUAUCUAUUGUUAAGUAAAAUGAAAGUGCCGUAUUUGCGAGUUUAUAGCUCCAUUACUUAAUAGUCUGAAUGUC